Molecule: messenger RNA, 405 nt
Organism: Aspergillus fumigatus Af293
Lineage: Eukaryota; Fungi; Ascomycota; Eurotiomycetes; Eurotiales; Aspergillaceae
Source: RefSeq, a predicted model, not a curated record
AUGUCUGAAAGAGGCUCUUUCCGGGGUGGUCGUAGCCGCGGCGGAGGUCACGACAGGUCUGGCGGUCGUGGCGGUGGUCACUCCUCCCAACACAGGGGUGGCGGUGCAGGUGGCGGUGCGCAACAGCAACAGGAGAAACCCAAGAAGGAGAACAUCCUUGACUUGUCCAAGUACAUGGACAAGGAGGUGAAGGUGAAGUUUAAUGGAGGACGAGAGGUUAGUGGUAUGCUCAAGGGUUAUGAUCAGCUCAUGAACCUGGUGUUGGAUGAUGUCAAGGAAAGCAUGCGUGGUAAGUCACUCAACGACAUCACCAAGCUGGAUGAAGUAUCUAACAGUGCUAUUCAGAUGAUGAAGGAAAUGAAACUACCCGCUCCCUUGGUCUCAUCGUCGCCCGCGGCACUCUGA